AUGGGCGAUAAAGGCGAUGAGGGGUCAGACCCUCCAUUCGCGCUUACGGACUUGGACAGACAAGUCCUCGCACAAACAGACGAGGAAUUUCAGAAGCACAGUUGGGAGGACAUCAAGCGCAUUAUUGACACCAAUGCGCUCGACGCCUUUAAGCGUACACCUUCCGACCUUAGUCGGUACCUGGCUUGGACUAGAGGCGUCAAAGCACAGUACGGCACCGUGACCUCGUACAUACUCGCCAACCGGCUGCCUGAAUCAUGGGGACAACCUCCCUUCACGCCAGCUUCCACUAUCCCAUUCGCCGACCCCUCGGACUACAAAGUCCUCAUCAACGACUGGCCGUACGGAACGGAGCCAGGCAUUGUCCAUCUCGUCGUGUGGACACGAACGCCCAUUGCUACUACGCCCGAGAAAGGUGACAUAACGCCCGAGAGCAGAGCCCACAUUGCCAGAUUCGUUGAGGAAAACUUUGUCAAAGACUUGGGCCCUGGUGGUGGUGAUAAAGUCGUAUGGUUCAAGAACUGGGUCGCCUUGCAGAGUGUGCGCGCCUUGGAGCACUUCCACAUCAUGGUGCGAGACGUUGACGACGACACACUGGAGCGUUGGUCGGGCGAGCGGCCGAGAUGGGGCGCUGACGGCCGACAAAUGUCCUCAGCAUCGUAG
This is a messenger RNA of Emericellopsis atlantica, 663 nucleotides long. RefSeq lists its product as uncharacterized. Gene Ontology annotation, biological process: N-acetylglucosamine metabolic process. The record is from RefSeq and is a predicted model, not a curated record. Gene Ontology annotation, cellular component: cytoplasm. NCBI's taxonomy places the organism in Eukaryota, Fungi, Ascomycota, Sordariomycetes, Hypocreales, Bionectriaceae. Bases 1 to 663 code for a protein of 220 amino acids. The transcript is spliced from 2 exons.